AAUUAUGUAUAAAUUGUAAGACAAGUCCCCGAGUUUCCUAAUUGUAAUUCCGCGUUCUUCGCUGUGUGAUUCCCUCACAAAUUCAGACAUCAUGUACCAUUCGUUGUUGAUAGUGAUAUUAAUCGCCAUAACCUGUCCGUCACAGCUAGUUAGCGUAAAACACAGAUGCAAGUAUUUGUGCAACAACUACACCGGCAAAUAUCCAACAGAAACUAUCAAAACCUUGCUGUCGGAAAAGAAACACGAAUGGUUCAAUAUUAAGGGAAAACUGAUCGAACCGGCGAAAAAAACCGUGCCUGCAAGACAAAAUGAAGUUCUCAUGAGGGCACACUAUGUUGCUCCAAGUCGUGAAGAAAAUUUGUGCCGUUCGAAAGUUAUAACCAGGACUCCAACGCACCAACCAGAACACAACUUAACAAUAGUAAAUGUGCCAAAAGUCUUCGAACAACAGGUCGUCUUCGAAAUUUGUGUGAAGGAAAACGAGCAAUGUUCCAAAUCUGGAAUUUUCGAUUUUAACACGCAUUGCAAACAGCUCUACCAACACUUACAAUUUUUAGUUCUGGACAACGACGGAAAGCUCAAAUAUAAACCGCUUCUUGUGCCUAGUGCAUGUGUUUGUGUUUACAACAGAAAUCAUUUUAGUAAUAAAAAAAAAAAUUGA
Molecule: messenger RNA, 661 nt
Organism: Zophobas morio
Lineage: Eukaryota; Metazoa; Arthropoda; Insecta; Coleoptera; Tenebrionidae
Exons: 3
Coding region: 92-661 (189 amino acids)
Biological process (GO): innate immune response; central nervous system formation
Cellular component (GO): extracellular region
Molecular function (GO): growth factor activity; Toll binding
Source: RefSeq, a predicted model, not a curated record